Staurois parvus is the source of this 307-nucleotide messenger RNA. Lineage: Eukaryota; Metazoa; Chordata; Amphibia; Anura; Ranidae. The record is from the annotation of a GenBank genome assembly.
CCCCCACAAAUACAGCCCAGGGUUGUGCAGAAGAGGCCCUUGUCCCCAUCAACAUGGGGACAAGGUGCUUUACAAUCCCCCCCCCAUGUUGAGGGCAUGUGGCCUGGUAUGGUUCAGGAGGGGGGGGGGUCACUUGCUUAUCCCCCCUCUUUUCCUGACCUGCCGGGCUGCAUGCUCGGAUAAGGGUCUCAAAUGGAUUUUGGGGGGACCCUCAUGCCAUUUUUUUUUUAAAUUUUGGUGUGGGGGUUCCCCUCAAAAUCCAUACCAGACCCAAAGGGCUUGGUAUGGAUGGGUGGGAGGGGGGCCC